Messenger RNA from Prunus armeniaca (apricot), 354 nucleotides. NCBI's taxonomy places the organism in Eukaryota, Viridiplantae, Streptophyta, Magnoliopsida, Rosales, Rosaceae. The record is from the annotation of a GenBank genome assembly.
AUGGUGCCAUUGUAUCUGGGAGAGUUGUCAGAGAUUACUCUGGUGCUUGGCUUGGUGGCUUAUCUGCAAACAUGGGCUUUAGGCAAGGAAUGGUUCCCACUUGAUAUUGAAUAUGAUUCUCAAAUUGCUAUGCAAAUGCUUUCUUCAGAGUUGGAGGAAGAGCUUCCAUUCUAUAGUUUGGUGACUAGCUACCAUAAGAUGCUUAGGUCCAAAGACUGCAAUAUUUCUCAUAAAUAUAGUGAAGAAAAUUGCCUUGCGGAUAAAUUGACACCUCUGAGCUCAAAACUAUAUUUGGGGUGUAGAUUUUGGGAAGGUGUGCCUGAAAGGUUGGACAUUAUCUACUGGAAGAUUUGA